GAACAAAACAGUGAGAUCUAUACCAAAAGUAGAUUCAUUUUAAUUUCUCUUCCAGUACCAGAGGAAGUUGAUUCCAUUAAGGCAGUGGUUUUGUCCGACACUACCAUCAACAUAUCUUGGAGUGAGCCUCUGGAGCCAAAUGGACCUCUGGAAUCCAUCCGCUAUCAAAUUUCUGUCAAUUUAUUGUCUUUGUUCCCAGAAGCUCCCUUGAGAAAAAGUGAAUUUCCAAAUGGGAUGCUUUCAUGGUCUGUCAGUGAUCUCCAGUCUGGAACAAACAAUUUGUUCAAGGUUCUUGCUUUUCAUCCCAAUGAGAACUGGUUUUCUGAAAGUGUCCCUGUUACUGCAAAAACUUUUGAGUCUCCACUUUCACCUUCCAAAAUAAUCCCCAGAAAUACCAGUUUUCAGCUAGAAUGGAGAGCUCCUCUGCACAUCAAUGGAACCAGCUUCUGGUUUGAGCUGAGUAAGUGGGAAACAAGAAGUGACUGGUUUUCUCCUGCAAGCACUACAUGUACUAUAGGCCCUGUUUACACAUGCAAUCUCACAGGAACUCUUCCUUCUGCCAAUUAUCUUGUAAGAGCAACAGUAGUAUAUAUUACAGGAAUGAAAAGCACUUCCUUUCCAACAAGCUUUAAAACUACAGCUGGUGUUCCUAGUAAGCCGGGGACACCCAAAAGAGCAGAAGACUCUAAAAACUCUGUGCAGUGGGAAAAGGCUGAAGAUAAUGGAAGCAACCUCACCUACUACAUCUUAGAAAGCAGGGAGCAGUCUGGCAACACCAACAAAGUGAAUUCCUUGUGGGUUGUGGUUUACAAUGGUUCUUGUGACAGCAUUUGCACAUGGAAGGCCGAGAACUUAGAAGGAACUUUUCAAUUCAGAGUAGCAGCUGCAAAUAUGCUGGGGCUUGGUGAAUACAGUGACACAAGCAAAGAUAUUGUGUUGGCUAAAGAUACUGUGACCUCUCCAGAUAUCACUGCUAUUGUUGCUGUGAUUGGAGCAGUUGUACUGGGCUUGACUAUGAUCAUACUGUUUGGUUUUGGUAUGUGGGACUAG
Molecule: messenger RNA, 1050 nt
Organism: Meleagris gallopavo (turkey)
Lineage: Eukaryota; Metazoa; Chordata; Aves; Galliformes; Phasianidae
Source: RefSeq, a predicted model, not a curated record